CCUGCAAAUGCCUGAUUAGCACUAUAACAUUCAUGUCAUUGAGUGAACUGUACAGUUUGUGCUUUGGAGCACAUGAGCUGCAGCUGUUUGCUAGCCUAGCAGCACUACAUAAGGAUAAACACACCCUGCACAUAUCUCUAAUUGCCAUAGCAAGCAAACCAGAGUCUGUUAUUGGUUUUCUGCGAGCACCCGUGGUGUUUGAAAAUUAUUCGUUUCAACCUCCUCGAUCUUACCUAAAGCCAACCACUCCUACACAUCCAACUCUUCCAAAUUGAUAUAUGACAAUAUCUACUUUCGAUCACGUGUCUGCGGGGCGACCUAGACGGAUUGCGCGUCAUCUCGCCUUCCCAAAUUUUUCCCUUCUGCAGCAGCUCGAAUCCAAAACAUCUAUCUAUAGUCUUGGGUACGAGAGAGAGAAAGAUGUUUAACUCAGUGAAUCUGGGCAACUUCUGCUCGCAGACGCGCAAAGACCGGACAUCCGAGUUUGGAGACAGGACGGGCUGCGCUUCCAACAUCUACCUCCCCAGCUGCACCUACUAUGUCCCCGAGUUUUCUGCCGUCUCCUCGUUCCUUCCACAGGCCCCGUCCCGGCAAAUCAGCUACCCUUAUUCCACAAAUCUGUCUCAAGUACAGCCGGUACGGGAAGUUUCCUACGGUUUGGACCCUGCUAGUAAAUGGCACCACAGAGGCAAUUACGCAUCGUGCUACUCGGGAGACGAUCUGGUGCACAGGGACUGCCUUCCACCUUCCACCAUGACAGAAAUGCUCAUGAAGAACGAAAGCGUGUACAGCCACCACCAUCACCAUCACACCCACCCGGGCUCCAACCACCCCUCCACGGGCUUCUACUCCGGCGUGGGGAAAAACAACGUCCUUCCGCAAGGGUUCGAUCGCUUUUUCGAGACUGCGUACUGCAGCAGCACGGAUCAUCAGUCAGACAAUUGUUUACAAAAGAGCGAGGGGGGGAAGCCGGAAAGUGACUCCCAGCAGCAGCAGCAGCCCACAGCCCCAGCCGGAGCUCCGGAGCAGGAAAAAGACCCAGACGACCAAGAGGAACAUACAAAUUCAGGUUCUUGUGCUUCUUCCACCGCGACAAGCAAGGACGGCAACCCCAGCAAGAGCAGCCACACGAGCGUUCCACGCACAAGGAAGAAGCGCUGUCCGUAUUCCAAGUUUCAAAUCCGAGAACUGGAGAGGGAAUUCUUCUUUAACGUUUACAUCAACAAGGAGAAAAGGCUUCAGCUCUCCCGAAUGUUAAACCUCACCGACCGCCAAGUGAAAAUUUGGUUUCAGAAUAGAAGAAUGAAAGAGAAGAAGCUGAGCAGAGAUCGCCUGCAGUACUUCUCUGGAAACCCCCUGUUGUGAGCAGGAGCAGAGUCACAGUCUGGGACACUGGCAUAAAGGCCUCCUCUUAUCUCACUGAGUUGUAAUCGUGGGCAUAAUCAUUUUCUAAAAGAGCCCAUAACACCAACAGUGCAAUGUUGAGCGGACAUGAGAACAAAAUUGGCCUUCGGUGGAUGAAAUGUGCGAUUUGCUUUUGCGGCGGUGAUGCGUUCAGGCUCAGAAAGGCCCCUUGAAAUGAAAAAAAAAAAUCCUUCCUUUGCUGUUCUUGAAUAUGUCCUAUUUAUCAUCGGUUAUGUUUAUUCUACUGUUCAUAUUUGUAAAAGCAUCAAAUGUAACAAAGACCGCUGGAAUCACGACUGCGCAAACAACUUUGAGCUCUUAUCCCAUCCUCUGUAUAUAGCACAUUUAUAUGAAAAUAUUUGGCGAUCAGAGAAUAGUCGAGUCCUUGGAAAUUUCAGGGCUGCAUUUUUUCACCUUUGAAAACUGUGAUGUACAACUUGUGAAAGUAUAUACCCCAAAAUGUACAGAGUAUAGCCUAUAUGCAAUGUGCAUUUGUAAAUGUAAAUAGGCGUAUGUUGACCCCCCCUCCCCUCCUACUCCUAUCCCCGCUGCUAUAUUCAUCACACCGCCCAUGUAACUCCAAUAGCUUUAACGCCACCUCUCGUUAAACAUUUGCUUCAAAAAUUGUUGGUGCUUUGGAUUUCAGAGAGGAUGGGCAGAUCGUCGCCCUGUGUAUCACGAAGAAAAAAUAAACAAAACUCAUUUAGGCAACGCUC
Molecule: messenger RNA, 2120 nt
Organism: Oryzias latipes (Japanese medaka)
Lineage: Eukaryota; Metazoa; Chordata; Actinopteri; Beloniformes; Adrianichthyidae
Gene: hoxc11a
Product: homeobox C11a
Biological process (GO): regulation of transcription by RNA polymerase II; anatomical structure development
Cellular component (GO): nucleus
Molecular function (GO): RNA polymerase II cis-regulatory region sequence-specific DNA binding; DNA-binding transcription factor activity, RNA polymerase II-specific
Source: RefSeq, a predicted model, not a curated record